AUGUAUUUGCUUCUCAGCUGCCUCUCGAGGCUUCGCAUUGGGAAACCUGCGUCCGUGAUCCUCUCUAAUGGCUUCUCAUCUUCCUCAGUGCAGACUCCUCCGUGUUCCAUCAUCUGCGCCGAUCCUUGUGGAGCGGGUCUCGGAAAACUCGUGAUUAUGAAUGCUAAUGAGGGUAAAUGCACUGAUUUGGAAAAGAAGGUGCCCCUGGAGUUGGUAGAUAGUGAUCCAAUGGUGACGAUAGGGGCAUCUCAUGGCUGGGUAGCUACUUUGAAGGACGACGGAGUAGUGCGUCUCCAAGAUGAUCUAAACCCGGUUGCAUCAGAUACAAACCCUAAACGCAUUCCCCUGCCUCCUCUUGUAACUUUGCCUCGCUGCCAAACCCAAAUCGUGACCAACGUGGCCAUGUCCUCAUCUUCUCCCAAGGAUGAGGACUGUGUCGUGGCUAUCAAGUUCUUGGGGCCUCAACUCAGCUUUUGUAGACCGGCACAAAGUAACUCCGAGUGGAUCAACAUCAGAAUCGCAAACCCCGGCUUCUUCUCCUCCCGUGUCAUGUAUUCCAAGAAAGAUGACAUGUUUCGUAUUCCCGGGUCUGGAGGCCACCUCAUCGGAUCAUGGGAUCCCCGCACAGAGUAUCACAAUCCCAAGAUUCAGAGGCUGCGAUUCCGAAACCUUCCCGAGCUUCCUAAGACCAAGAGGGAGCUUCUGGAUUCGUGCUACAGGAGUGAACACUUGGUGGAGUCAAGAACCACCGGUGAAACUUUCUUGGUAAAGUGGUACAAGAAGGCCACCACCAAAGAUACGGUAAAAAUGAAAACAAAAGCUGUAAUGGUGUUCAAGCUAGACGAAAAAGGAAACGCUGUUUACACUAAAGACAUUGGAGAUCUUUGCAUUUUUCUCUCAAAGUCUGAACCUUUCUGUAUCCCUGCUUCUUCCUUCCCUGGCAUGUCCCCUAACUACGUCCAAUUCUUCGAUGUCGAAGAGAGCAUCUCCGUCAGUCUGCCUCAUUCAUCCAUCGUUGGUGGAAAUUGUACAUUCAAGGCACCUUACCAGAUUCUACCUCAGAACAUAUGCUAGU
This is a messenger RNA of Arabidopsis lyrata subsp. lyrata, 1075 nucleotides long. RefSeq lists its product as uncharacterized. The record is from RefSeq and is a predicted model, not a curated record. NCBI's taxonomy places the organism in Eukaryota, Viridiplantae, Streptophyta, Magnoliopsida, Brassicales, Brassicaceae.